AUGGAUUCUUCUUCUUGUAUUACUGCAAAGUUUGAUACGCGAAGCACGCUUCAAGAAAUCAUUAAAAGGAAAAGAUCGAGUGAAAAUUUAGAUAGAUUUAUACCGAAUAGGUCAGCUAUGGACAUGGAUUAUGCGCGUUACAUUCUGACCGAAAGGAGGAAAGCCAAGGAGAAUCCACCUUCACAAUCGCUAUACCAGAAGCUUUUGGCCGAGGCGUUCAAUAUGAACAGAAGCCGAAUAUUAGCCUUCAAGAACAAACCACCUACCCUGGUCGACCCAAUCCCGUUAUUUUCAUCAUCAUCUGCUCAUCUCUCUGAACCUGUGAAGCCCCAGCGACACAUUCCUCAGAGACCAGAGAGGACAUUGGAUGCCCCUGACAUAGUGGAUGAUUUCUACUUGAAUUUGCUAGAUUGGAGUAGCGACAAUGUGCUUGCAAUAGCUCUUGGAAGAUCUGUAUUUCUUUGGAAUGCUUCAAAUGGUUCCAUCUCAGAACUAGUCACUGUUGACGAGGAAGAUGGUCCUGUCACUAGUGUCAGCUGGGCAUCUGAAGGAUGUUACAUCGCGGUAGGCUUGACCAAUUCUGACGUCCAGAUAUGGGACUCUGCUACUGAUCGAAUGCUAAGAACAUUCAAAGGCCAUCGAUUGCGAGUAGAUUCACUGGCCUGGAAUAAUCACAUACUUACAACUGGAGGAAUGGAUGCUAAGGUCAUUAACAAUGAUGUGAGAAUAAGAGAGCACAUUGUUGGAAUAUAUAGUGGACACCAACAGGAAGUUUGUGGACUGAAAUGGUCAGCUUCGGGUAAGCAAUUAGCAAGUGGAGGGAACGAUAACCUUCUGUUCAUAUGGGAUAGAUCAAUGGCCUCCUCAAAUUCAACAACACAUUGGCUUCACAGGCUUCAAGAUCACACAGCAGCUGUGAAAGCGCUUGCUUGGUGUCCCUUCCAGAGCAAUCUGCUAGCCUCUGGUGGGGGUGGGACUGAUAGGUGUAUCAAAUUUUGGAACACACACACUGGCGCAUGCUUGAAGUCAGUGGAUACUGGCUCACAGGUUUGUGCUCUUGAGUGGAACAAGCAUGAGCGAGAAUUGCUUAGCUCUCAUGGAUUUGCAAAGAACCAACUCAUUCUGUGGAAAUAUCCGUCCGUUAUAAAGAUGGCAGAGCUCAGUGGUCACACUUCUCGAGUCCUCUUUAUGACUCAGAGUCCAGAUGGGUACACGGUGGCAUCUGCAGCAGGUGCCCCUGUGGCACCUGCAUUCUACCAUGACAGCCUGCUUGGUCGAGCAAAUCACACCUUUUGCCUUUGCCUGAGCUUUACUUCUCAGCUGGAGUUCCAACUUGAAGCAGGCAAAGAGUUCAAACUUCAAAGACCAAAUCUAGGCAAUAAUGGAUUCUUAAAUAACGUUACUGCUGCUAUUUGGCGUUCCCGGCCGCCAGAGGAUCGGUUGCCUCCUCCUAAAGGAGAAGGUAAUAGCAAUAAUAAUGGUGAUUCGAAAGAGGGUCCGGUUGGUGGAUCAAAAAAUUCUGAGGGUUCUAUAAAAGGAUCAAAUGAUAAUCCACCAAUACCGGUCCAGAACACCCCGCCUCAACCAGUUAAAAUGCCCAAUGAGGCGCCACCACCUAAAGUCAUUGAGCAUGAAACAUCUAUUAAGCCGGAAUUGAGAGAAGUGGGAAUUGGUCAGCCAGGAGGGGAGCAGAAGGAGAAGAAACCUACUCAUGUUAAAAGGGUUUCGAGUAUAGCACUUCAAAUGGAAUCCGUGUUAGGGAGGAAAACUGGGAAUUUGAAGGAUAUUUAUAGUUUAGGGAGGAAGCUUGGACAAGGGCAAUUUGGGACUACAUUUCUUUGUGUUGAGAAGGCGACUGGGAAGGAGUUUGCUUGCAAAUCCAUUGCGAAGAGGAAGUUGACGACGCAGGAGGAUGUGGAUGAUGUUAGGAGGGAGAUUCAGAUAAUGCAUCAUUUGGAGGGUCAUCCUAAUGUAAUAAAAAUUGUGGAUGCUUAUGAGGAUGCUGUUGCAGUUCAUGUCGUUAUGGAACUUUGUUCAGGUGGGGAGCUUUUCGACAGAAUUGUUCAGAGGGGGCAUUAUACGGAAAAAAAGGCAGCUGAGCUUGCAAGGUUAAUUGUUGAUGUUGUGGAAGCAUGCCAUUCUUUGGGAGUUAUGCACCGGGAUUUGAAGCCUGAGAAUUUUCUGUUCAUCAGCCAGGAGGAGGAUUCGACACUUAAAACGAUAGACUUUGGCCUCUCAGUGUUCUUCAGGCCAGAGGAGAACAGUGUAGGUUCAUUUUUGCUUGAGCAUCCUGUUACUGAGACAUUCUUACUUACCAAACGCAGAGGAUAUGCUGCUAUGUUCAAAGCAUACUUAUCUUCUUUCAUUUCUCUUAGGUUUGAAGCUGCCAAUUGUGGGCUACGCGAAACUUUCACAGACGUAGUUGGAAGCCCCUACUAUGUAGCUCCAGAAGUGUUGCGGAAGCUAUAUGGUCCAAAAUGUGAUGUUUGGAGUGCUGGGGUGAUCAUCUAUAUUUUGUUAAGUGGGGUCCCCCCAUUCUGGGAUGAAACGGAACAAGGAAUAUUUGAGCAGGUUUUAAAAGGGGAACUAGACUUUGAAUCAGAACCUUGGCCUAAUAUAUCUGAAAGUGCAAAAGAUCUUGUUCGAAAAAUGCUAGUAAGGGACCCUAAAAGACGUCUGACAGCCCAUGAAGUUCUUUGCCACCCUUGGGUGCAGGUGGAAGGUGUUGCACCUGAUAAACCUCUUGAUCCAGCUGUUCUAAGUCGGCUGAAGCAAUUCUCAGCCAUGAAUAAGCUCAAGAAAAUUGCCAUCCGAGUCAUUGCUGAAAGCCUCUCUGAAGAGGAAAUUGCAGGUCUGAAAGAAAUGUUCAAGAUGAUAGACGCAGACAAUAGUGGACAUAUCACUCUUGAGGAACUGAAGACUGGUUUGGAAAAAGUGGGGGCUAAUAUCAAGGAUUCUGAAAUUGCUGGGCUAAUGCAAGCUGCUGAUGUUGACAACAGUGGUACCAUAGACUAUGGUGAGUUCGUAGCAGCAAUGCUCCAUCUGAACAAGAUUGAGAAAGAGGAUCAUCUAUAUGCAGCGUUCUCAUACUUUGACCAAGAUGGAAGUGGGUACAUUACUCAAGAUGAGCUCCAACAGGCCUGCGAGAAGUUUGGUUUAGGAGAUGUUCAGUUAGAGGAAAUCAUACGUGAAGUUGACCAAGAUAAUGAUGGGCGCAUCGAUUACAGUGAAUUUGUGGCUAUGAUGCAAGACACAGCGCAAACUGUUGUAAAGAGGAGGCAGGAUUCAGGGAGGUUAAGAGAGUGA
Messenger RNA from Dovyalis caffra, 3306 nucleotides. Lineage: Eukaryota; Viridiplantae; Streptophyta; Magnoliopsida; Malpighiales; Salicaceae. The record is from the annotation of a GenBank genome assembly.